Molecule: messenger RNA, 1173 nt
Organism: Coprinopsis cinerea okayama7#130
Lineage: Eukaryota; Fungi; Basidiomycota; Agaricomycetes; Agaricales; Psathyrellaceae
Exons: 1
Coding region: 1-1173 (390 amino acids)
Source: RefSeq, a predicted model, not a curated record
AUGGAGCUUCCAAAGGGCAAUCGUAGCUCUCUUCCAUCGUGGCUCAUGAAUACCUUCAAGACUUUGGUAGAUAACCAUCCCUUGAAACUUCUUCUACCUUCUUCUGCCCGCGCCUGUCCAUCGUCGACCACGUCUGUUUCGCCUGGGUUGGAUUCCGUCUCGGAUUCAAGUACAACCUGCGUGGAAUCCAUGGAACCCGCAUCAACGAAGGAGCGAAUUUUUGCUUUCGACCCUUUCGAUCCUGAUCAAGAGUCGAUUCAAUCCUCGUUGCAUGGGCGUACAAGGCAUACUCCCCCGGUCCAGUCAAUGCAUGAUCCCGACGUUGGUCUUUCCCAGUAUCAUGUCAGUAGAACCGUUCGAGCAGAAAGCCCUGUCAAGCCAGCCGUCCGGCCAGGUCCCAGCUUCUGGUCGUCGCCAAUCUGGUCGAAACGUAUUCCAUCUCACUCUCCAACCCUCGUCUCACGGAACCCAGGACCGACCCCAAAGCACAUCACUAGCUUCGAUCUUUCCUUCUCUAAGCCCGAUUUCUCCAACCAUGCUUCCUCAUCGCUCGCGCCUGCUCAAGACGAUCCGUUUGCUAUAGAACAACUUGAUUCUGAUUACUUUUCGCACAUAUAUGCUACUGCUGGGCCCUGUUCCUCUGUCAUUGGUGUCGGCUUUUCUGAUCAAGGCUCGGAGGAAACAUCGGACGCUCAGGCGGAUUGUCUGCAUACUCAUCCCGACUUGGACGACUUCUCGACAGUCGGUUUCACAUGGUCAAAGUUUGACAGGAACAGCAUCCAAGCUCCUCCGCUUCCACAACGGCCUAUCUAUCGACUGGACGAAGAGUACAUCCAUUCCGUCUUUAACCUUGAGGACUCCGUUGUCCAGGAUUUCGUUUCUGAAAGGAUGCAACCUGCAGCCGAUCCUUCAAAGGACACUGCCGUUCAACCUGAAGCAAAUCGACACGCCUCUCAGCCGCACUCCAGACCGGCUACGCCGUGGAUCAACUCCAGCACCUGGGAGCUCAUGGACAACUCAUUCGCAACUGGGAAUGCCAGAACCCCCUCUCCAGUAGCCUCGCCUGUUGUCAAGGCGGCUAAACCUGCUUUUGCCCCUGCUCCUGGGAUAUUUAUCUCACCUUUGCAGACAUCAAGCUCUUCCCCGAGCAAGGUACCUGCUCUUACGAAAUAG